This is a messenger RNA of Chlorocebus sabaeus (green monkey), 2577 nucleotides long. RefSeq names its product short coiled-coil protein (gene SCOC). The record is from RefSeq and is a predicted model, not a curated record. Gene Ontology annotation, cellular component: trans-Golgi network. NCBI's taxonomy places the organism in Eukaryota, Metazoa, Chordata, Mammalia, Primates, Cercopithecidae.
GUCAAGUGCUAGAUUACGAUGAGCAGUGUCACGAAGAACACUCUACACUUGAUACCGUAUGUGUGACCUUGAGCAAGAAACGUAUUCACGCUCAGGCUUCAGUUCCUUUCUGUGGGUUGCUGUGAGGCUCCAACGGGGUAAGGUGAGCAAAAAUGCUAUGCCUCAGUACCACUAGGGUAUUUUCUCAGUUCUAAAAUAUUAAGUGGCCACGCACUACAGAUUUAAUAAUAGUUUGGGAGGAGGGGCGUGAGAAGAGGAACAUUCCACUAGCGCAACUAUAAGCUUUCCGAUUUCGGAAAUAAGAAAAAUAUGAAAAAGUCUGCUUUUAGAAUUGAGGAACCACGGUGUCGCGUUGACUUUCUCUGCUCGGUUCGCAAACACUCUUUUCUUGAACUUGAAUGACUUCUCUGUCGCUCAGACCAACCUCUCUCCUGAUUUUCCACACUGGGAUUCUCACUCCAAUUCUCAAGGUUUCCUAAGAGACACGAUGAACACCUGGGCGGUGUAGCUUCCUUCUUUACUGUCAUUGGCUGUCGCUCGUCCAGGUCCCGCCCACAGCGACCUCAAUUCUGAUUGGAUGUCAGUGUCCUUUUGUGAUGGUAAAGCUGGAUCCCGGUGCUUUGAGAUUGGACGACUUGGGGGAGGCGGGCAGCUAAUGCGCAGGCGUGUUUCCUCGAGUCGGGAUUGGCGGGCGGGGUGCCGGGACGGGGCGGGAUUCUUCUCACGCACGUUCUGUGGGCGGAGUGGGCGGAGCUGCCGGCGUCAGUUGGUUCAAGUGUCCCGGCCUGAGGUGUCUGCUUGAUCCCUCCCUCUCCCGGCGCCUCAAGCGGAAGACCAUUCAUCAAGGAUUUUGUAUCCAAGGCACAAAAGUUUGUUGCCCAAGAUGAUGAAUGCUGACAUGGAUGCAGUUGAUGCUGAAAAUCAGGUGGAACUGGAGGAAAAAACAAGACUUAUUAAUCAAGUGUUGGAACUCCAACACACACUUGAAGAUCUCUCCGCAAGAGUAGAUGCAGUUAAGGAAGAAAAUCUGAAGCUAAAAUCAGAAAACCAAGUUCUUGGACAAUAUAUAGAAAACCUCAUGUCAGCUUCUAGUGUUUUUCAAACAACUGACACAAAAAGCAAAAGAAAGUAAGGGAUUGACACCCUUCUGUUUUAUGGAAUUGCUGCUGAUCAUUUUUUCUUUAAAACUUGGAUAGAUUCCAAAAGUUACAGUACCUUUGUGGCUUCAUUGAAUAUUUAUGAAGAAAAUGUCAGAUGUAGACAAAAAUAACACAAUAACAGGAGGCUUCCAUAAGUUUGUGUAUUAUGUUAGUCUAUGAAAACGUGCAAAUGUAUUGUAGAGACUUUAUAUUAGAAUUGCAUAUAUUUAUGAAACUUAAAGAUGAAUGUUUUAUCAAAUUUGUAGGUUUAGCACUGUCUUUUAUUAUAGGAUUAGUAAGAUAUAGAAGAAAAUAACCACCAUGUUGUGAAAAAGUGACCAAAAUCAUGUACUAAAUGCACAGCUUUAUGUACCCUGUCCACCAUCUUGUGCCUCUUUUCCAUUUGCCUCUUCCUUCCUAUUUCCCUUCCCUUAAGGAAAAAAAUUGGUGUCACAUUUGUAAAAGUAAUUUUAAUAGUUAAUCAUCUCUGAGAGUAACCUGUAUUUUCACUGUUGAAACUUAACCAAAAUAAGAUACUGUCUCAGCUAGGGUUUGUCAUUUGUGUAUUUAGUAUUAAGAUAGGAAUGCUAGUGUCUCUUUAAUUAAUUGGAAAUAGAUGGAGGCUAAAAAUGAAGGUUUUUCUUUGAAACUGAAUUAACUUGAGAAAUUUGUUGUUAAAAACUUCUUUUUGCACAAAAUAACUCAUUUUGUAUUAUCUGAAAAUAUAUAAUUUCUGGUCAUGUGUAUGUUUAAAAUAGAAAAUUUUGAGGAAAAAUGGAAAUAGGGUGGAAAAGUACUUGGUAAACAGUAGUAACCAACUUCAAAUAUUUUCACUCCAGAUUUGUGUUUUCUCUGGCACAGAGUAGAUCUUUUGGGAAAUAUAUAUGAUUAAGUUUGACUACCCUUGUGUAAGCCACAUCUGGAUGAGAACAGUUACAAAGAGUUUGGUCUCUAAGUUGAUUCGUACCCAGCAGGUCAACUUUUGCAAAAUUCCGUAACAGUGUGUUAGUAUUAGAAUAGUGAAUAAAAUGGGAGUUUUACAUGUAUACUUAUUAUCUUGCUCAGUAUUUUAUCUCACUUGUUCUAGAAUUUUCUGUAAACCUGCUACUGGGUUUGAAGAGUUUUAGUCAUCCUUUAACAAUUUUUAAAAAUUUAGCUUGUAGAUUCCAUUUGGUAAGGAAAUCAGUAAUGGAAGUAAUGCUAAAAUCUUAUAAUAUGAAAAGAGAUCCACUAAUAUAGCUUAUGGUUAUUUGAUUUGGGCUACUUUUAAUCAUGGAAUAAUCUUAUGUAUUGGUGUAAGAGUUGAUGAAUGACUUUAGCUGUGUGAAUAUAUAAUAGUGAAACUGCAAACAUUUUGCAUCUCUUUUGUGACCUAAUUUACAGACAUUUAAAUUGUGUUGCAGUUCUGCUUUGCUGUUUAAUAAAAAGCUAUUUCAGA